Pocillopora damicornis (cauliflower coral) is the source of this 828-nucleotide messenger RNA. RefSeq lists its product as uncharacterized. Gene Ontology annotation, biological process: cytokine-mediated signaling pathway. Gene Ontology annotation, cellular component: external side of plasma membrane; signaling receptor complex; membrane. Gene Ontology annotation, molecular function: cytokine binding; cytokine receptor activity. The record is from RefSeq and is a predicted model, not a curated record. NCBI's taxonomy places the organism in Eukaryota, Metazoa, Cnidaria, Anthozoa, Scleractinia, Pocilloporidae.
AUGUGGGGCUAUGGUGACCGUUCCCCAAUCGGCCAAUUGGGUCGCAUUUUUGCUGUGGGUUGGGUGUUGACAGGUCUCGUCAUUAUCGCAAUAACCGUGGCGGCUUUAACAACAGCGCUGACAGAAAUAACUGCACAUAGCAAAACCACAAUAUAUGGAUCCAAGGUUGGAGCAAUUCAAGGUUCUCCUGAAUACUAUCUUGGAAUCAGACGAAAUGCGAUUUUAAACAAAGAGAAAAACUAUCACUCAUUAGAAGAACUCUCCGACGCUCUCAUCAACAGAGAAGUCGAAGGUAUCCUAGUAGAUACAUACGCCGGUGGAAUGCGCCAAGAUCUCUUUUCUAAGCCUUCAAUUCGAGUGACCCAAAUCGUUGAUUAUCAAACCGCGUAUGGGAUAGUCAUAAGUGGAGAUUCGAUGCGCCUUAGAAAGUGUUUCCAUGAUUACAUGCGCUCGCAUCAAGCAGAGAUCUUUCAAUAUGUUGACCAACUUGUCGAACCUAUAAAGGGAUCGGGACUGAGCGACAGGGAAGAUAUUCAAGAUAUCUCGACUGGUUUGUUUGACAAAGAAAGUGACCUUUAUCAAAGCACACUUAUCAUUAUAGCCGCUUGUGCAAUAACAGCUGCUGCACUGGGGCUGCUCUUUGAAGCAAUCCGGAGACUACGAGAGCGGAAAAGAGUUCACGCCUGCGCUGUAACAUGUAAGCUAAGCUUAGCCUAUCAGUACAGCGAAGCGGUAAUACACUGCAAGCCAGAUUCAAGUAAAAGCUAUCCGAUUCCUAAGCAGUUAAAUGCAGGAACGUCUUUUGUGCCGGAAAUCAGAGAAACUUAG